Neodiprion fabricii is the source of this 6565-nucleotide messenger RNA. RefSeq names its product protein artichoke-like. Bases 662 to 4570 code for a protein of 1302 amino acids. Gene Ontology annotation, molecular function: protein binding. The transcript is spliced from 6 exons. Lineage: Eukaryota; Metazoa; Arthropoda; Insecta; Hymenoptera; Diprionidae. The record is from RefSeq and is a predicted model, not a curated record.
GAACUCCGAUGAGUUCAAAUGUGCGCGUCGCGGAGUGUUUUUUUCGCGUCUGUGAAACAGUGAGUUUGACCCUUGCGAGAUGUAUAUUCAUUCUGGAAUGUACAUAUGUAUGUACAUACGUAUUAAAAUGUCAUCUGGUGCAACGUGAUAUAUCUUUUAAUUAAACUUUGAAUAAACGUCAUUGAAGAAACUGCAGCUGAUGUCCGAACCAACCAGUUCUUUACUCACGUGUUCGGAAAUAGUGAACAACGCUGAGUGCAGUCUGUGCAACUCCGUUUAAUUCAUACUAGUAACGUAUUUAAUAUUCCAAUUUCAUGGCAAGUUCUAUAAUAAAUUAAUUAGUCUUAUUACCUGCGUCAUCAAAACAAGUGUUAGUGACAGUGAGCCAAUCCUAGCGUUUUGUGACACUGCGAAAACAUCUCUGAGGGACCAGAUCCAGCAAUGUGUCUAUUUCAGCAGAGCGGGUUAAUAUCCUGCAGGUAUUCGGCCAGUGUGACGCCGGACGACGCCGAAUGAAUUGCUGAUCGUAAUCGCGGUUUUCUUGCAAAUCUUUUCGUCGACAUCGUACGGUCAGGAAUGGCGACCUUGCGUGGAAUUAAAAAGAGACCUUUCGCUGCCUUGCAAAUGUUCCUUGUCGCCGAGUCACCAGCGGGCAAUAGCGAUGAAUUGCGACGGUGUGAUAUUCACCCGGGACGUGAUCGAGGGGUUGAAACAACAGCCGAUAGUAUCGUUCAGCCAAAAAACCGUCGGCUACAAAACUCUGCCGGAGGAUCUUCUGAGCGUUGGAUUGCCGGUGGAAAAAUUGGACUUGUCCGAAAAUUCGAUAACCAAACUUAUGGACCGGCUUUUGCAAUCUCAAAGCCGUCUCCAGGAGCUUAGAUUAGCCGGGAAUUUACUCGGUGACAAUUUGAACCCGAUAUUUUCGAGCAACGAGUUUCACGAGAUGAGGGAACUCAGAGUUCUCGAUCUUGGUCAGAACGGGCUGCGCAGCAUCGAGGAAGGCAUUUUUAAGGGAUGCUGGAAACUCGAAGAGCUCUACUUGGAUGGAAAUAAUUUGACUUCGGUGCCUACCGCGUCGCUGAAAGGACCGGAGGCCAUUAAAUUACUGUCCCUGUCUCGCAAUAACAUCGGAUCCGUGAUGCGUGACACCUUCACUGGCAUCAGCAAAUCUCUAGAAGCGUUGGACCUCAGUUGGAACAGCAUUUCGCAUAUGGAUGACGAAGCUUUUGUCGCUCUAGGAAAUCUCGUUUCUCUCAACGUUUCCCACAACGAUUUAACGCGUUUCAACAGCGACGUUUUUAACGGAGCCUUCAAUUUGGCGCAACUCGACCUAUCCAUAAAUUACUUCAAGGAAUUCCCCACCGUUGCUCUCAGGCAUUUGUACGCGUUGACUUUCUUAAACCUGUCCAACAAUUUGAUCAGUGAAAUUAAGCAAACACAUCUAUCUGGGCUAACGGAGCUCGAAGUACUGGAUCUGAGCAGGAACAACAUAGCUCGAUUAGGAGUGAACGCGUUCUCGAACCUUUCCAGUCUUGUUCGUGUCGAUUUGAGCUUAAAUGCACUGCGCACGAUCGAAGAAUCCGCGUUCGAGGGCUUGACAAAUCUAAAGUGGAUAUCUCUGCAGGAUAACAACAUCCUGCUGGUACCUGGAUCGGCAUUGUCUCGGCUUCCUGCCCUCACGCAUCUGCAUAUCGAAUACAAUCGAAUAGCAGCUCUUUCGAUCGAUCUUUUGCGUACAUCAUCUACGACCCUUCGCACACUGGGAUUGUCCCGCAAUUUAGUUAGAGAAAUACCAGCUCGUUUGUUUGAAAAUUUUCAAGUUUUGAAGAGUAUCGAGCUGAACGGUAACGUGAUAUCAUCUCUGUCUCCGAAUACGUUUAUCGGUAUAGAAGACAGCUUGGAGAACCUUGAUCUUUCUAAUAACCGUUUAACGGCAAUUGGAGAACUUCCGUUGACGAAUUUGGUUUCGUUGAACCUGGCCGGAAAUUUACUGAAACGCGUUUCGCCGGAAACUUUCAAGAUAAUGACAAACUUGCGAUAUUUGAAUUUAAGCAGUAAUCCGCUUUACGGUGGAUUUCCACCAAUUUUUCCGCCGAUGCUAAGAACACUUGACAUUUCCUAUACCGGGCUCAAGAUUUUACCUUCGAUUCUGUUCCUCAAUUUGGAAUCGCUUGAGAAGGUUUCGCUAACCGGUAAUUAUUUGCAAGAAAUCGGAGAGAGCACCUUCCAAUAUCUUUACAAUCUUUCCUCGAUCGAUCUUUCGUUCAAUGUUAUCGAAAGCAUUCAAAAAGGUGCUUUUGUCAGUCUGAUUAACUUGUACGAGCUGAAUCUACGGGGUAAUAAAUUAGUCUCAUUUGGCGGUGAGUUUUUUAACACGGGAACUGGUCUCGAAGUAUUGAAUUUAUCUGAUAAUCUACUCAGUUACCUGUCCCCCACAGCAUUCGUUAUUCAUCCAAGACUGAGAGCAAUCGAUCUCUCAAACAAUCGUUUCACUUACUUCCCCAGUGAUUUUAUCAAGCCGUUGCAAUUCUUAAAAGAUGUCGACCUAUCCAACAAUAUGUUAAUCGGUGUAAACGAGUUCGCGUUCUCUCAAGUGGCGCGACUGAAGACGUUGGAUUUAUCGGGUAAUAAAUUAGAGUCCGUAGACGAGCUAGCUUUCCAUAACUCAACACAGCUCCAGACUAUACGUUUGGCAAACAACAAUUUGGAACUGCUCAGCGAACGAACCAUGGAAGGCAUACUUCGAUUAAAGUACCUCGAUCUUUCAAACAACAAGCUUACUUCGUUGCCUGAAACAAUGUUCGACUCAUCCAGACUCCGAGCUUUGGAGAACAUAAAUUUAUCCGGAAAUAAAUUUGUUCAAAUUCCAGUUAGGGCGUUGCAGAAACAGUCUCAGUCACUGUACAGUUUGAACAUGGCCAACAACAAAUUGGUAGAAGUAUUCAGUCAAGACACCGUGAGCAAUGUCAAGGAGCUUGACUUGUCGGGAAAUCCAUUGAGCGAUAAUGCUGUACGCGGAAUUUUAGGAGAGGCAAAGAUACUGCGAUCGCUGAACCUCGCGAAUACGGGGAUCAAAGCCAUAACAAGAUUGGAAACACCGUUCUUGCGAUACUUGAAUGUAUCGGGAAACAACAUAAGCGACAUUGGACCAGUCGCCUUGGAGCGCACUACCAUGCUGGAAAGCUUGGACAUAUCCAGAAAUAAUAUAGCUGAUUUUACGAACUUAAUUGAAACCUUCAAGACUCUUUCAGUACUCCAUACCUUGGACGUUUCGCAUAACGCAAUCAAGGCUGUAAACGAGAGCAGUUUCGGCGGUCUGAACGCGCUUCAGGAAUUGAAAAUGAUCGAUCUACCAGACUGCACCAGGAUCGAAAGAAACGCCUUCAAGACACUGGGAAAGCUCAAGUCUUUGCAGGCCUACGAUUAUCCGAGACUUGGAUACUUCGACGUUCAGGGUAUCCUGAAGUACAUGGACGGCAUCGAAGUUGUGGAUAUUGAAAUCAAGGACUCCACAGUCGGCAACGAACAACUAUCCAUCAGAUCUCACCCCCGUUUACGGUCGCUAACUUUGCGAGGAGAGAGGCUCCGAAAUAUUCUCUCAAGCUCCCUGGUAGGCGUCAGGAACCAAGAAUUGACUAUCGGGCUGAAGGACACAUCGAUCGACACGAUUCCGAACGCUUUAUUCUUCCCCGUGCCUCGGUCCACGAAGGUCACCUUGGACGUAGCCGGCAGCCGAUUCUCCAGCUUGCCGCAGCAGUUUAUCGCCGCCUUGGAAGAUAGGAGUGACACCAUCGUCCUCAAGGGCCUGGAUUCGAAUCCCAUAAAAUGCGACUGCCAGGCGAUACCGCUUUGGCGCUGGCUGACGAUGUCGAAGCAUAAAAUAGUCACCCUGGCAGUAAAAUGCGCGAGCCCUGAGCACGUGGCUGGAAGGUACAUCACGGAUCUGAACGAAAACCAUCUUAGCUGCGACAGUACGUCAUCAACGAAAUUCGACUCGACAGAUCCCACGGCGGCUGUGCGAUCCACGACAUCCGAACCGGAAAUAAUUUGGACCGCAGCCCCAACGACCCAGGAUGGUAAUAAAAAGAAGUAUCACAACGGUGACGCGACGUCGCCGACUGGAAGUAACACCACAACUACCGACGACACUUUGGUCAUCGGUAUUGUGGGGGGAGUUUUCGCGAUCGUUGCAAUCGUCGUUAUACUUAUAUGCAUUUGCCGGUUGAGAUGGAGCAAUCAGGUCAACGAGGCUCGCAUGGCAGCCAUGGCUUCCAGCAUUCACGAAGCCUCGGUUAUCAGGCCGGGUAGCACUUACUCGGGAAAAGCUAAUCAAGACCUUUACAUGGGGUCUUACAACGGGUCUGUGCUGGGCCACGGUAACAACAUGUCCGGAAUAUCCGGAUCCCCCGUUCACACUCCUUUACCUAUGAUGCCCAUGGUACAACCGAUGCACAUGAUGCAGCCGAUGCACAGGCCAAUGUCGCAGCCGAUUUAUGGCUACUACGAAAACCCUAAUCUACCCGUUUACAUGACUUACUCGUCUGAUCGUGAGAACAAAUUUGACAGAUAAUCGAACGUGAUCCGUUGUACCAAAAACUCCCUUUAGACCAGCAGUUUCAAAUGUUGUAACAUGACUUUUUUUUCCGCGAUGAGUGAGGAAAUGUGAGGUAUGCAUAGUUCAACCGGUUACGCUAUAAAUACGUCAUGUUACCAAAAAUUCAUCGCCUCUUUUUUCACAUUACGUACUACUCUGACACUGCCAAGCUUUCAGUGACUUUUCGUGCUCAACAAAUGUACAUACACGUAUGAAAGCAAAGCUUGCUAUUCUGUUCGCAAUAUUAGAACGGUAAUAAGGUUGUCGCGGGUCCAUGGACCAUGUUCGUUCAAUCGUGAUGUCUGAAAGCAGCUAUAAUAACGGAAACUGAAUAUCAGUAUCAGUGAUCCUUUCCGUGCUGCAUAAUAUUGCGCUAAAUUUAUGUAAAGCUUGUGCUGUUUGUUUCUUUUUCUAUGACAUGAUUAUAAUUGCAUCCAACAUUUAGAAUCAAAUCAGUCACAGAUAGCAGUGUAUUUCGUAUAAACACAUUGUAUUUAGACAUGUUGGAUCUGAUUUUUAAUUGAAAUGUUUUAGUAGAUAAAUGUCAUCAGAAAAGUUAUCGCCGGAAGCUCAUGAAAUCGAUUGAAAGAAAUACUUGCACGAUUCUCCCGCCGCUGCUCAACGUACAUAUUUUAUUUCUAUUUGGCUGCACACAAUCAAAAAAUACAAAUAUCAAUCUGUUUUCAUUCGUAACGUUACCGUUGACGCAGUUCGCUGCAGCUUGUAUGCAAAUCUCCAAAAGACGAAUAAGCAAUUAGAAUUCUAGCCCCGUUAGAUAUAUCUGAAUCCAGUGUCGAAUAAAUUAGAUUUUGUAAUCUAAUCUCGGCAAUUCGCUUAUACACUAGCAUAGGUACAUAAUUGUAAAUAUAUAUUUUAUUGAUAUGUUAUUAUUAUUAUUUAAGUAACACACAAAAUAUGUCUUCGCGUUUUAAGCUUAUAACGAAGUUGCAAUAGCUUCCACGAGUUUUAUUGUUUACUACUACGUAUAUAUAUAUAUAUAUAUAUUCGUAAAUGGUAUAUUUUUAAUCAAAUUUAAUGUAAAUACAAGAAACCGAUUUCCCAUCUCAGUUUAUUUGACGGUAGUAAAUUAUGAUAGUAUCCGCCAUUUAGAAAUUCGAGAAUCACGAUGAAAUAUAGAUUUUAUCGAGAUAUAGAAUUGAUAUAGUUAUACCUACAAAAUACAGUAAUAUGUCACAAAUUUAGCUGUCUCGAUUCUUCUACCGCACGGUCAAGCUUUAUAAUUAUGAUUAAAUGUUCAUCGUAUAUUCAUAAGUCAUACCUCCUCCACCAAAUAUAGACAUUACCGGGAUAGAAUAUUACUCGGAAAUGUCACAAUAUGCAGCACGCGAUUCUUCGUACCUACUAUGUGGGACCGCAGUGAAAAAUAAACAAGUUGACAAUCUCUCUAAUUCGUAAGAAUUUCCAUUUGUGGUGCGUGAAAGAGUCUCUGAGAAAAAUACAGUAUUUUCCUCUAGCACAAAUUACCAAGUAAAAUCCAACAGUUCUAAUCGUGAUGUCGGUAAUUGAUUAAGCCGUAGCAAGUCGAAUAGUCUGACGAAGAGAGCGGAAAACAUGGCCAAGGGUAAUGUUAAUAACACGAAAUGUAAGUUUUUUAAGUUUAUGUAUUCAUCAUUUCAAUUGUUUGUCCUUUUUGCAUCGACAUUAUUAUAUUACAUGUACACGUCACAUAUUAUACAAUAUCCUCGAAGCAACUGUACAUCAGGUAAAAUAUCUUAAGUAAAAAAAUGAAUGUCCCGAUUUUUCUAAAUGCUGUAAACUGCGCUUAAAUUUCAUACUUUGGUGAACGAUAGGAUCAUCGUUCAUUAUAAGAGACGUUAAAGUGUUGCCUUAAAUUAUUUAAAUCAAAUAUCAAAGAUCGACAUAUUAAGUAAAUAUUUGUGAAGGCAGUAAUUAUAUUAUUAUGGAGUAAUAAAAUAGAUUAAAUACAAAUCAACAAUAUUCAGCCAGCAA